AUGUCUCACUCCGCGUUGGGGAUCGCAGAAACGAUCCAGAGCGCCUCCAUCAAACGUCAUCCGUCACCACGACACGACAUCAAUCCGUCCACAGCCGCUUCGGAAAAAGUGCCCUACGAAGAAGCGGACCCAUCGGAUGCAGCUAGUAUCACUUCAGAUAUUCUUGAUCAACCGGUUCUUCGACCCGUUGCGCGCAGACGAGAUCUUCCUCCGUUGCCGGAUUUGAGGUUUGAGCAGAGCUAUCUAGCUAGUCUGAGAGGUGCGGAUACAUGGCAGCGCGUUGCUUGGAUUACUGUUAGGGAUCAGGUCCUUCUACCCUUGAUCCAAGGUACGUUCUGGACACUCGGCCUCGAGGGCUGGCGAUUUUGGAAUCGCAAUGCCCAAUACCACGGAAAUUCGCUCGGCACACGGCUGCGACGAUGGUGGUAUUCGGUGAACAAUUGGCCUAUUCCCCCUCCGCGACUCAAAUCGGACAAGAAGUUUGCUGAGCGAGUGCAAGACUUUUAUACUGCACAAUUCUCGAGCGAUUGA
Talaromyces amestolkiae is the source of this 531-nucleotide messenger RNA. RefSeq lists its product as uncharacterized. Bases 1 to 531 code for a protein of 176 amino acids. The transcript has 3 exons. Gene Ontology annotation, biological process: mitophagy. Lineage: Eukaryota; Fungi; Ascomycota; Eurotiomycetes; Eurotiales; Trichocomaceae. Gene Ontology annotation, molecular function: mitochondrion autophagosome adaptor activity. The record is from RefSeq and is a predicted model, not a curated record.